Dibothriocephalus latus is the source of this 426-nucleotide messenger RNA. Lineage: Eukaryota; Metazoa; Platyhelminthes; Cestoda; Diphyllobothriidea; Diphyllobothriidae. The record is from the annotation of a GenBank genome assembly.
AUGGAUGCGGAGGCCUCAACUUCUGUCACUGCCCCCGGCUGCCUCCGAGACCGUGAGUUCUCCGACAGAGACGGCGAUGAUCCCAAACCCGAGGACCUGACGAUGUCCAACAACAACAGCUACAGGAACAACGGUAUUAAUAUGGAGGAGGAGGAGGCCAAACUAGGACUUGACCAAACGGAUUCCAAGCACACAGGCAAUUGGUCCAACCCUGCUACGAGGUCGUGUCUCAUCCACACCCUGGAGGAGAAACUGGCAUACUUUCUGGUGAAGGAUUUCAAUCCACCAGAGCUCCUCGACGGGCAGGGAUUCAAGGUAAUUCUUUUGGCUUUUACGUCUGCAGUUCCCCUGUCCUCAGGAUUAAGUGCAUGUGCCAGUGUACCAUCUACUCGUAGACGAUUGUGUAUGACGAGGGGGGAUCGGUAG